AUGCCCGGUCCUCUCUUCUUAGUCCUGACACCCGGCAAUAAGAGGGGCAAGUCUACCCAGACCGAGAGAAGUAAGAAGAAGGGCAACCUCGGGGGACAGAUCGUUGAGGAGCUGUCGCUUCCUAGCAUUAUUGUCAGAGCGUUAUUCAGAGCAGAGUGA
Messenger RNA from Verticillium nonalfalfae, 159 nucleotides. RefSeq lists its product as uncharacterized. The coding region runs from base 1 to 159 and encodes 52 amino acids. The record is from RefSeq and is a predicted model, not a curated record. The transcript is spliced from 2 exons. NCBI's taxonomy places the organism in Eukaryota, Fungi, Ascomycota, Sordariomycetes, Glomerellales, Plectosphaerellaceae.